AUGAGCCCUGUCAUGUUGCUACGCUUUGUCUGCAUUUCGCAGAAUGACUUCAUUCGAGAAAGACACAAUGAUUUGCGGCUGAAGCAUAACGCCGAUUCGUUGCGCUGGAGCACAGAGCUGGAAAAGGCUGCAAGCGCUGAAGCCAAACUGAUAAAGGAGAUCUCCAAUUGUACUGUCAUGCUGAACCAAAUAAACACAAAUUAUUUUAGCAUUUCGCCCAACAGCAAAAUUGAAUCAGCCGUCGAUACAUGGUAUGAAGGCAUUAAGAACUAUGACUUUGAAUUAGGGCCCAUCCGCCGAGGGGACGACACUGUUUUUCAAUUCACCAGGGUUGUAUGGAACAGCGCCGAGAAGAUCGGGUGCUCCAGUGCCUGCUGUCGUAACAGGGGGGUUUUAAUUUGUAAAUAUGACAGUCAAACGAAUCAGCCAGAUAUAACCAUGGGUUGCAUUCAGAACGUUCAUCCGAAGAAGUACGGCCAGGGAUCCAGGCAAUGCCGCGUGUGCUCGAACAGACAUGCCAUAAUAAGAAAGUACAACAUCAACAUAUGCAGACAGUGCUUCCGAGAAAGGGCCGACAUUAUUGGAUUUAAGAAGUAUAGGUAA
Messenger RNA from Plasmodium inui San Antonio 1, 603 nucleotides. RefSeq lists its product as hypothetical. Gene Ontology annotation, cellular component: ribosome; cytosolic small ribosomal subunit. The record is from RefSeq and is a predicted model, not a curated record. NCBI's taxonomy places the organism in Eukaryota, Apicomplexa, Aconoidasida, Haemosporida, Plasmodiidae. Gene Ontology annotation, biological process: translation. The transcript is spliced from 8 exons. Gene Ontology annotation, molecular function: structural constituent of ribosome; zinc ion binding. Bases 1 to 603 code for a protein of 200 amino acids.